Molecule: messenger RNA, 1626 nt
Organism: Oryza sativa Japonica Group (Japanese rice)
Lineage: Eukaryota; Viridiplantae; Streptophyta; Magnoliopsida; Poales; Poaceae
Product: ethylene-responsive transcription factor 1-like
Biological process (GO): regulation of DNA-templated transcription; ethylene-activated signaling pathway
Molecular function (GO): DNA binding; DNA-binding transcription factor activity
Source: RefSeq, a predicted model, not a curated record
AAGUGGAGGGAGAGAGGAGGGAGGGGAUCUGAUCGCUACCCGAUGGGUCGGGCGAUCGAUCGCCCAUUAGACGUUUCGGAGGACAUGCCUUGUUCUUUAUAUAUAUCUUGGAUUACCUGCCGGAAUGUAUAUAAGUAGCUAAGAGAUUUUUGUAUGAUAUGAAAGAGAUUGUAAUAAGCUAACUAACUAAUGAAUGAAAGAGAUUCUCAGUAAUUAAUUUUUGAAUUACCUGCGGGAAUGUAUAUCUUUUUUUUAUUGUUUUAACCGUUAUAGAGAUUAUUUAAACAUCAAUUUUAGUUGCAUGAAAGAGAUUUUUGCUUGGAAAAAAUUAAACUCUCCUAUAGCUUAGUUCCACCCAACUAAUUUGUCAAAAAAAAAGUGAGUUUAUUUUUAAAACAUAUUUAUCCUUAUAAAAUAUUUUAAAAAAUGCCUUACCCGGCCAGCCACCUAUAUGAACACCUAUAAAUAACUAGAUAUUCAGAGCACACGCCAUCAGAUAUUCAGACACACACCUUCAAUAACUUGCAAGGAUAACUCAAACUACUUGAAUCAGAUCAGACAAAAACAUCAUAAGAAUAUCACGAUGUGUGGAGGAGCACUGAUCCCGAACGACUAUGGCGACAAGCCGCCGCCGCCGCCGUCGGAGUCGUCGGAGUGGGACGCCACAACGAAGAUGAAGAAGAAGAAGAAGCGUGGUGGCGGCGGCGACGACGACUGGGAGGCCGCCUUCCGGGAGUUCAUCGCUGGCGACGACGACGACGACGACGGCGGCGUUUCCAUGUUCCCUUCUGGUGCAGGGACGAUGGAGACGACCACAGAGGUGGCGCCGGCGGCGGCGGUGGUGGAGAGGCCGCGGCGGCGGCGAAGGGUGAGGCGGAGCUACCCGUACCGCGGCGUCCGGCAGCGGCCGUGGGGGCGGUGGGCGUCGGAGAUCCGCGACCCCGUCAAGGGCGCCCGCGUCUGGCUCGGCACCUUCGACACCGCCGUCGAGGCCGCGCGCGCCUACGACGCCGAGGCGCGCCGCAUCCACGGCCACAAGGCAAGGACCAACUUCCCGCCCGACGAGCCUCCGCUGCCGGCGCCAUCGCAGGCGCCGUUCUGCUUCCUGCUCGACGACGACGACGACGACGACGGCGUGGCCCGUGGAAACAGCCCGGCGUCGUCGUCGGCGCCGGACAGAGCCUCCGCUUGCACGACGUCGUCGACGGUGGCGUCCGGCGAGCGAGGCGAUGAGCUCAUACUGCUGGAGUGCUGCUCCGACGACGUGAUGGACAGCCUCCUCGCCGGCUUCGACGUGUCCAGCGAACCACGCAGUGUUUUGGGAAUGGUUAAUUAGCAGCGCGCACGCCUGAUUAGAUCGGUACAUGUGAAGUACAAGAGAAGUAGUUACUACUAGCUAGGAGCAAAUUAACUUGGAGUGCAAGAAUAAAAUAUGCAUGUCUCUGCACUACUACUGUAGUGUUAGCAAGUUUGCUCAUUGUUCUGUUGUAUCCUUUCAUGUCCAUUUCAGACUUCCCAAUGCUACAUAAGGAUGUACAUAUGUAUGAUGUUGUGUGCCUUGUUAAUCAAUGAAUGUAAAUAUCUUUAUAUUGCUUUUGUACAACAAAAAUGGUUAUGUUGAGACUA